This is a messenger RNA of Westerdykella ornata, 1083 nucleotides long. RefSeq lists its product as uncharacterized. The transcript has a single exon. The record is from RefSeq and is a predicted model, not a curated record. The coding region runs from base 246 to 773 and encodes 175 amino acids. Lineage: Eukaryota; Fungi; Ascomycota; Dothideomycetes; Pleosporales; Sporormiaceae.
GGCGCGAACGUACGGGUCGUGUCAGCAAGUUCGUCCUUCUUCCUUUUUAUCCUGUCCUUGAGGGCCUCGGCAUCUCGCCGAGCGAUCUGGAUCUUCUGCUGAAUGGAUUCAGCACUCAUGUCCGCCAUCGUGCCGUGCUAUAAGGGUAGGGAGAGGGAGUUAAGAGUGUGUUGAAACGCGGCGCGACGAAGACGCAGGUUGGCAAGCAGGAUCCAGGGGGCAACGCAGGGAGCGCGGGCUGCGGGAUGCGGCAAGCGAGGCUGGAACCAGGAGGCAGGACUCGCAAUGGACGACACGAGACGGCGCGAGCAGCAGCAAUUGCUCGCUCGAGGGACGUCGUAGAGGCAGCUACAGACGGACAAAGUGGCGAGGAGAGUCGGGAGAGAUGGCAGAAGGGUGUGUUGCUGGAGAACGGGAGAGAUGCGAGAGUCGCCGGGAGCUGGGGAGCUUCUUGGCUGGGGUUCGGCCUAGCCGAGAACGGCAAGCUGGCAGUUUUGGGACUAGCGCUCGCGCCGCUAGAACUGUGCUGGAGACGGAGGAAGGGUGAAGAAAAGGGAUGCAGAUGCAGAGCAGAGAGAGACAAGCAGAGCGGGACGGGUUCGCAGCAGCGGGACUGGAAAAGCAAAAGGCGAAGGGUGAACUGGAGGGGGUCUCAGGGGAGGGAGGCGAUAACAGAUGCGAGAAAGAGGAGGCGCACAGGACGACGAAGAGGGUGUGGUGAGGGUCGCCGCAGGAGGAGCCCCGAAAAUGUGCCUGCCCAGGUGGUUCCGUAAUCACACUUUGCGCUACAGACUGCAAUCUUCGAGAAGGCUUUUGCCAGGUUUGAUUGGCUGCCAUCUCGGCUAGCAAUUCACUGCCAACUGCCCCAAGGUGGGACAAGCUCCCGCCCUCCGCCGCGCCAAACCUUUCUCUGCUCCCUCUGCUCCCUUUGCUCACUGCCCGCCAAGCCAAUAAUCCACCGCCUCAGCAGUCCGGCCCAUGGUCGCCGCGUUUGCUGCAUACAUACUUGUAUGUCAGGCAAAAUCAACGAGAAUUCAAAUAUGUAUUAUGUGUGAAUGCUCAAGCCGUUCAGACGGGACUCGC